CCUUCACAAUCUCUUCUUAUAUACUGUGGGAACAGAAUAUCCUUCUUCCAUAGUCCGUUUCAUUUCAUAUAUGAGGUUGCUCUGUAAAAAAAAGAUAAGAUAUUUCCAGACAAGAAGAUGACUACCACAACCUCCUCCUCCACUUCCUCAUCACCACCACUUCUGCACACAUAUAAAGUCCUGAGACAUACACCGUUGAACAGAAUCUUCGCCGUAGUUUACACAACAGCAAUCUUAUCUUUGUUUGUGCACCAUUUCAUUAAUCUCCUGCACUCCUCUAACAGAACCACUUUCCUCCUUCACUUCACCUUACUAUUCUCCGAUGUAAUACUCUCGUUCAUGUGGGCGACCACACAGGCAUUCCGCUGGCGUCCCAUUCAUCGUACUGUGUACACUGAAAAUCUGACCCAAGUGAUCUCCAGUCGUGAUUAUCCAAAGUUGGACGUGUUUAUAUGUACUGCAGAUCCGUAUAAAGAACCACCUAUGGGUGUUGUUAACACGGCUUUGUCAGUUAUGGCUUAUGAUUAUCCACCUGAUAAGAUAUCGGUGUAUAUUUCUGAUGAUGGAGGAUCGGAGUUGACUCUUUUUGCUUUCAUGGAAGCUGCAAAGUUUGCUGCUCACUGGUUGCCUUUCUGUAAGAAGAAGAGUAUUGAAGAUAGGUCUCCUGCUGUUUAUUUCAGUUCUGGUCAUUAUACUCCAACCACACAUUCCGAGGAGCUUAAGAUGAUGUACGACACUAUGAAAAUGAAAGUAGAAAGUGCUGUCGAGAGAGGAAGUGUUGCUGAUGAAUACAUCAAAACUGAUGAACAACGCGAAGCUUUUAACGAAUGGACUGCUGAAUUUACACGGCAAAAUCAUCCUACUGUAAUCCAGGUUCUACUGGAGAACGGAAAGGACACAGACAUAACAGGCCUUGAGAUGCCAAACCUAGUUUACGUAUCCAGACAGAAGAGUAAAGCUUCACAUCACCAUUUCAAGGCUGGUGCCUUAAAUGUUCUGCUCCGAAUCUCGGCUACAAUGACAAAUGCACCAGUGAUCCUGACGCUAGAUUGUGACAUGUAUGCAAAUGACCCGAGCACACCUCUUCAAUCAUUAUGCUUUCUUGCAGAUUCAAAAAUGUCAAAAUAUGCUUAUGUACAAUUCCCUCAACGCUUUCAUGGGAUCAAUAAAAACGAUAUCUACGGGGGCGAAAACAAACGUUUAUAUCAAAUCAAUCCCGUUGGUAUGGAUGGGUUAGCAGGCACUAGUUACGUAGGUAGUGGCGCGUUUUUCCGUCGGCGAGCUUUCUUUGGUGGUCCUUCCUCAUACGUAUCAGCUGAAAAGCCAGAACUGAACCCUGACUACGUUGCAGAUAAAGUCAUUCAUUCAGAAGUAGUUCUGAAAAUGGCUCAUAGUGUAGCUGGUUGUGAGUUUGAAAAUGGUUCCAAAUGGGGUCAUAAGAUUGGUUUCAGAUAUGGGUCACUGGUGGAAGACUAUUUCACAGGUUAUCAGUUGAACUGUGAAGGAUGGGACUCAGUAUUCUACCAUCCAGAUAGGGCAGCCUUCUGGGGUGACACCCCUAUCAGCUUUGAUGGUUCAUUGAGCCAAAACAAAAGAUGGUCAGUCGGCACCCUUGAAGUGGCUUUCUCUAAAUACAGUCCAAUUAUUUUUGGAACCAAAGCUAGAGGCAUACUAAUGGGUUUAGCUUAUUCCCAUUACGCCUUUUGGGGUACUUGGUGCAUUCCUAUCACCGUCUACGCUUUCGUACCUCAACUUGCUCUCCUCAACGGAGUUUCGCCAUUUCCAAAGGUAUCCGAUCCUUGGUUCUACUUGUAUGUGUUCCUUAUCCUUGGAUCAUACAUGCAAGACUGCCUAGAUUUUAUGUCAAUAGGAGGAACAUUUCAAAGAUGGUGGAACGAUCAAAGAAUGUGGUUGGUCCGAGGAAUCUCAUCUUACUUAUUUGCAUCCAUCGAUUUCUUGGCCGAGUCGUUCGGCGUCUCUAGCUUUGGAUUCAACAUAACUAGUAAAGUAGUAGACGAUGAACAGAACAAACACUAUGAACAAGGUGUUUUCGAGUUCGGAGUCGCGUCGCCUUUGUUUGUACCGUUAACAAUGACAUCUAUUAUCAGUUUCGUCGCGUUUUCUGUCGGUAUGACGAGAGUGAUUUUGGGGAAUGCAAAAAUGGAAGAGGUUUUGAUUCAGCUGGUUUUAUCUGGGUUUUGGAUGGUGAACUGUUGGCCAGUUUAUGAAGCUAUGUUAUUGAGGAGUGACAGAGGAAGAAUGUCUUUGAAGACGACGAUUAUGUCUAGUAUUCUAGCAUUUGCUUUGUAUUCAGUAUCUUGUUGUCUGUCAUUCAGAAUAUGAAGAAGGGACUGGUUGUGUUGUGUAGAAAUCUGUUAAAUAAUGCACGAGUUCUUGCAGAAGAACUAUUAGUACACUUGCUAUUCACCUCUCUUAUUAUUUUCUCUAUUUUUUAGAAGCUGAAAUAAUUUGUGGUUGCACUUGA
Molecule: messenger RNA, 2485 nt
Organism: Papaver somniferum (opium poppy)
Lineage: Eukaryota; Viridiplantae; Streptophyta; Magnoliopsida; Ranunculales; Papaveraceae
Product: cellulose synthase-like protein G2
Exons: 6
Coding region: 118-2343 (741 amino acids)
Biological process (GO): cellulose biosynthetic process; plant-type primary cell wall biogenesis
Cellular component (GO): trans-Golgi network; plasma membrane
Molecular function (GO): mannan synthase activity; cellulose synthase (UDP-forming) activity
Source: RefSeq, a predicted model, not a curated record